Messenger RNA from Polistes dominula (European paper wasp), 1483 nucleotides. RefSeq names its product N-terminal amidohydrolase 1 (gene Ntan1). Gene Ontology annotation, biological process: ubiquitin-dependent protein catabolic process. Gene Ontology annotation, molecular function: protein-N-terminal asparagine amidohydrolase activity. The record is from RefSeq and is a predicted model, not a curated record. NCBI's taxonomy places the organism in Eukaryota, Metazoa, Arthropoda, Insecta, Hymenoptera, Vespidae. Gene Ontology annotation, cellular component: nucleus.
GGUAUCGUAGUGUAGACGAAUUGACACGGUGAUGCGGUUGGCAGUGCGGAUGGCGUAGCAGACGAGUGUAGGCACGUUGAAUGUUCUGUUAAAAAAUAGCUUGUUUUUCUUUUUCUUACUUCAUGCAGCUGUCAACUUUGUUAUUUCUGCACAAGUUCAACAGGCAAGAAUCUUUGGAACUUGAACAUUUUCUACGAGUUACUUGUCUUUUUGGAUCAUACCAAAAUUGUUUUAGAAAAUAUUCAGCAUCGUAUACGGUGGUGGUGGAGAAAGAAGGAGAAAAAAGAAAAGGAGGAAGAGAAGGAGGAGGAAGGAGGGUGGUGAAAGAUAUUUUAGAAAUGGCGGAAGGCACGUGUCCAUUUUAUUGAAGAGAAUUACGAUAAGCUGCAAGAAUGGUGUUGAUUUUAAACGGGGUCCUUCAGGAAGAUGUCCCAACGGACAGUAGAUCGUUGUACGUGUCACACCCUAUAUAUCGUGAGACUGCAACGCAACUUCACUCAAUACCUGCAAAAUUGGUGGGCCCUGUCGGCCUUUUGUACGUUCAACAACGAGAAAUGGCAGCCACUGUACCAGUUGAUAAGAACGUGAGCAUCCUCGGCUCGGACGACAUGACUACGUGCAUAAUCGUCGUCGUGAAGCAUUCCGGUUCGGGUGCAUCAGCCUUGGCACACCUGGAUGGCGCAGGUACGGAAGAUGCCGCAGCCGCCAUGAUUCAAAGGGUGACAGAAUUAUCUAUUGGCUUUCCGGAAGGUCGUUUAGAAUUACAGUUGGUCGGUGGUUAUUCCGAUCCAAGAAAUUAUUCCGAGGAAUUGUUUUAUAAUAUUUUAUCUGCCUUUCAAAAACAACCCGUCGAAAUCGACUUAACGUUGUGCUGUGUCGGUGAAUUAAAUACCACCGUAAGAGGUGGCAUCCAUUGGCCUGUGAUCUAUGGUAUCGGAUUGAACUUGAAGACCGGCGAGAUCUUCCCUGCAACCUUCCCUGACAAGGGCCCCGAUCAGCCGCUCAGGUGUGCCAGACAGUUAACCGGAGGUCAACAGGUGCAUGUUCUCGACGUGUACGAUUACAACCUGGGAUUACUUAGAAUCGGUCCCUUUAAUUACGAUCCCUUGAGAGGUGUCGACCUUUGGCUAUCUCAAACCGAUCAAUUCAUCCUUCAACAUCUAUCGACGUCACCGGAAGUUGAACUUCCUCAUUUUGCGUCGCAGAUACGAGCAACGCUUAAAUAUAUCCAGGACAAUCAAUUUCCGGCUGUUACCGUUUUCCGAGAUAAUAGGCCUCAUUAUUAUCGUCGGGAUGAAGCAACCGGUGUCUGGCAACCGAUACGAUACUAAUUAUUGCACUUAUAUAUAUAUAUAUAUAUAUAUAUAUAUACGUGCGUGCAAAACUUCAGCGUCAAUUUUCUUAGAAGCAUACAAAAGAAAAUUAAUUAAUUGAUUAAUUUAAUGCUCGCGAAUAUCCAUCAGUUUUUAUUUUUACUUUUAUU